Molecule: messenger RNA, 1912 nt
Organism: Amaranthus tricolor (Joseph's coat)
Lineage: Eukaryota; Viridiplantae; Streptophyta; Magnoliopsida; Caryophyllales; Amaranthaceae
Exons: 6
Coding region: 319-1233 (304 amino acids)
Source: RefSeq, a predicted model, not a curated record
UAUUUUAUACCCACACUGAGAACAUAAAAAUGAACAUCUCAAACUCUCUUGGUCAAAUGGAGGAAAUACUCCUUGAAAUAAGAAUGUGAUCGAACCUGCUCAUUCAGCAACCCCAAGUGAGGACGAGGACACCGACACCCCUCAAGUUCAUAGCUAUUUCAAUUUCCAACUUCCUCACCUCCUCACAUCGGCGCAUUUCACGGAAUUAUCAUCAAAACACCCUUCACUUUCUCUCUCCGUUGACGGAACUUCAGAUCUUUUGUUGACCCUUCAAUCAUUUUUCUGCAACCAGGUAGGACUUAUUCUAGCAUUGGGUCAAUGAGAAACUUGAAUGAGUUUCAAGGCUUCUGGGGCUCUGUGGCUCGGAAGGCUAAAGCUGUCCUUGAUGAUGAUGUUUCACCCGAACAAGUUGAAGCUCCUAGAAGAUCUUAUCAGCAUAAAGUUGAUAUUGGACAGCAAGAUGAUCGUCAAUUUGAACCAUCUCAGAGCCGUAAGAAGCAAGACAAAGCUGUUUUGAAAAAAGGAUUUGGUGCUAUUGCUUCUUCACUUAAUUAUCUUGGCAAUGCCUUAGAGGAAGGACUAAAUAUUGUGGAGAACCGCACUGCAGACAUAAUCCAAGACACUCGGAAUCGGAGAUUGAACGUCAGAAAGAAAGAUGCUCCAGACUUAAAACAACAGCCGAUAGAUGUGAAGUAUGCAAAGGAGCCAUAUAAAUCGCAGAACCAAACAUCUCCAGGGGCGCAUACUGAUAUGGAAAUCCAACUGCAGGCAUCUCGCGAUGUUGCGUCUGCUAUGGCUGCCAAAACAAAGCUGCUAUUGAGAGAGCUAAAGACUAUGAAAGCUGACCUUGCGUUUGCCAAGGAACGGUGUGCUCAGCUCGAGGAAGAAAACAGGAUUCUUCAAGAGAGUAUAAAUAACGGAGAUAACCCUGAAGAUGAUGAAUUGAUACGGCUUCAACUGGAAACCCUUUUAGCCGAGAAGGCUCGGUUGGCUCAAGAGAAUGCUUUCUACAGUCGUGAGAAUCGGUUUUUACGUGAGGUAGUUGAAUAUCAUCAGCUUACCAUGCAAGAUGUCAUUUACCUAAAUGAGAGGAGCGAGGAAAUAACAGAAGUUUACCCUUCCAAGGUACCGGGAGGAACUAAUUUGAAUGAAAUGAUGACAAUACCAUUGUUAUCGCCUUCUUUACAUGCUUCUGAGCUUUUGUUUAAAGAGAACACAACUUCAACAAAAUGAAUUAGGCAUUAAAAUUGAGCCUCAUGUAUUCCUGGUUAUCCUAGUUUACAUUUAUGAAGGAGAAUCUUUUUUUUUUUGAGCUAUUGCUCUCUUAUUGUAUAUAUUUGAUUUUUGCUAUAUUCACAUGUUCAAAGAGGAUUGAUUUUAGCACCCCAAAUAUUUAUAAUGGCACUCCCAUCUUGAGAGGAAAUGGGAUUGCCAUUAUAACAAUUGGAGUGCCACAAUCAUUUUCUUUUCUUUUUUUGACAUGAUAACAAUGUAAAAUGCAGAGUAUCAGGUCUUGUUCUAGUUGGAGAAAGUACCGUCUUCUUAGCAAGGUCUUGAGAUCGAUUUUCAUCUCUCUCCCUUAAAGUGUGAUGGAUAAGGGCUCAUAGUAAAAAGAGCUUAUAGGAUAUAGGGUCUUAAAACAAGGAAAAUCUUUAUCUAUAAGAAACUCAUAACUUAGUGUCGUUCUUAUAAUAUGAAUUUACAUACUUUCCUUCAUUUCUAUUUAUUAGCUAUAUUUCUCCAUUUAUGAGGUUUGAAUAAGUUAUAAAUGAAAAUUUGAAUAAAUUCUAAUUAGAGAGAACAAUAAAAGUAACAAUAUCAAAAGCCAAGAUUAAACACAACUCACAUUAUAUCAUAUUUCUGUAAUUUCUUAAGCAUUUAAUAUUGAGAAUUUGUGAUAUAAAACAAUCAU